Molecule: messenger RNA, 879 nt
Organism: Zea mays
Lineage: Eukaryota; Viridiplantae; Streptophyta; Magnoliopsida; Poales; Poaceae
Product: BTB/POZ and TAZ domain-containing protein 3
Exons: 4
Coding region: 184-879 (231 amino acids)
Source: RefSeq, a predicted model, not a curated record
GUUCACUGUCCUCUAAUUCUCUAAAGAUCAGAUUUCAGCCCAAACAGUUUACAGUGACUGAAGCUGAUGAAGACAGUGCAGAUUCUUCUUCUUCUUCUGAUGACUUUUGAUGUGUGCGUGCAUCUUUCUGUGAGAAACAGACGCGCUGAUUUAUUUGUUUGGUGAAGGUUUGAGCAGGAACAGAUGAAGGAGCACGCUCUGCAUUUGCUUGUACUCUCCCACGUCUUCUCGGUGCCGUCUCUGAAGACGGUUUGCGUCGACCAACUCGAGAGGGGCUUCCUCGCUCCUGACAACGUGGUAGACAUGCUGCAGCUUGCCAGGCUGUGUGACGCGCCCCGCCUCGCGCUCGCCUGUGUCCGGAUGGUCAUCGAGGAUUUCAAGACCAUCUCUCUGACGGAUGGGUGGAAAGUGAUGAGACGGGCCAAUCCAAGUAUGGAACAGGAGCUGCUCGAGUCUCUUGUCGAAGCUGAUACGAGAAGGCAGGAAAGAGCUAAAAAGAUGGAAGAAACGAAAGUGUAUCUGCAACUGUACGAAGCAAUGGAGGUGCUGGUCCACAUCUGCCGGGAAUCAAACAUAUAUGAAAACAAUCAAACAUAUAUUGGGCUGACAGAAAUCCCAUUGUUCCUAAGGAACGGAAAUUGGUUACACCUAAUCUUUAUGGCAAUUUGGUGGCUAACACGGCUGCAGGCCAACGACACCAUCAAGAUCGAUCUGGAGACCAACAAGAUCAUGGACUUCAUCAAGUUUGACGUCGGCAACGUGGUCAUGGUGACUGGUGGGAGGAACACCGGGCGUGUAGGAGUCAUCAAGAACAGGGAGAAGCACAAGGGCAGCUUUGAGACCAUCCACGUGCUGCUUGGAGCUUUUUGCUGUGUCUAG